Naegleria gruberi is the source of this 2142-nucleotide messenger RNA. RefSeq lists its product as uncharacterized. Bases 1 to 2142 code for a protein of 713 amino acids. The transcript has 4 exons. Gene Ontology annotation, molecular function: zinc ion binding; DNA-binding transcription factor activity, RNA polymerase II-specific. The record is from RefSeq and is a predicted model, not a curated record. NCBI's taxonomy places the organism in Eukaryota, Heterolobosea, Eutetramitea, Acrasida, Naegleriidae. Gene Ontology annotation, biological process: regulation of DNA-templated transcription.
AUGAGUUCAUCUGGAGAAUUCAAUCCGAUGUCAACUUUCGGCUCAGAAUCUCUUGUUGGAAAACAAGCUAAUGAUUUUGAUGAUGAUGACGAAUUUGAUAAUGAUGAUACACCAAGAGAUCCAAAUUUUUCAUAUCAUCCUAUUGCUUGUGCAACUUGUAGAAGUAUGCAUAAAAAGUGUGACAAGAAAUUACCAAUUUGCAGUGAAUGCCAACUAAGAGGAAGAGAAUGUAUAUAUAGAGAACCAAAAAAGAAAGGAAGAAUUAGAGGAGGUAAAAACAAAAAGAAGAAGGAUACAGGAGCACCAGGAUCAUCAACAAAUCAAUUGGCAAUUUCUCAAAAUCAAGCAAGUAAUUUAUUAAUAAGUUCGGAGAAUGAAAUACAAGGAAGUAGAUUGAAAUACUCUCAAAGAAAAGAUCCAUAUCCUGUUCCUACAAAUCCAGAACAAGAUUUUGAAUUAAGAAAGAAAUUAACAAUGCUCAUUCCAUCAACAUUGAAUAAUUUAUUAAGCGAGAAUUACUCUCUCUACAAACAAUUUUUGAAAAUUAAUACUAUUGAUUCUUAUUUCAAUAUUGUUUCAGGAGGGCAUCCUGUUGUUGGAAGAAAAGUCUUGGAAGAUUUUCUCUUUACAGAAAAUCCAUAUAAUAAUACAGAAUUGAUGGCUUUAGUAUUUUCUAUUCAAGCCCUUGUUGAACAACGAUUAGGAAGACGAGAACGAGCUAUGGAAGAUAUCAAUAUUUCAAAACAACUUUUAUCAUCCCUAUUCGAUAAGUGUGACGAUUUCUUUGUAGUUAGUACAUUUAAUUACAUUAGUUACUUUUUUGCAGGAGAAGGAGAUGAUAGUAGAGCAAGAUUCUAUUUAAAUAAUGUAGAUUACUAUUUCAAAGAAAAGAACUUGUUGGAUCAUGAUAAUUUGACACCUGAAAUGAAAAAUUUGGACAAGGUUAAAACAGUUACACGAUUGAGUAUAGAUUCACAAAAUUAUCACUCAACUGAAGAUGAACAUUUCAUGUGUACAAGACUGACAUUAAUUUAUAGAUAUGCCACUGGUAGACAAAUGCCAGAGGAAUAUAUGACAAUUGCUAAACAGAAAAUUACUCCUCAAAACGUCAUUAGUUAUCUUGGAUUACUAGAUAGCGUUUGUUCAUUCCUUACUCUUCACAAUCAAACAUUUUCGUUUACUCCUGAACAACGAGAAUUAGCCACCAUUACUGACAGUAUGGUCUAUCAUGGUUCUCGAAUGAGAAUUUUAAUUGAGGCUGGUAUUCGAGGUCACUUAAUUGAAGUAUCUGCCAACAAGAUUAUUGAUGAAACUACAAAAGAAACAUUCCCAGUUGUACCUGUAGCCUUAACCAGUGUUGUGGCUGGCGCUUGUAAAGUUCACUUGUCAAUAAUUAGAAUGAUAAGAGUUGGAAAACGAGUUAAUUUAGCAGAGGGUAUUGACUAUUACGAUUAUGUAGCUAAAGGAUUAAGAGCUUUGAAAAUACUAGGAACAAGAUAUGGAAGAGUUAACAAGUUUUGUGGAAUAAUUAUGAAAGAACAAGCAGAAGUAAUAGAAGGAACCAAUACUGUCAAUUCAAUUGAGGAAUUAACAUCCCAAAUUGCAAAGAGACAACAACCACCUACCCAACAACCUGUAAUUAACACUCAAACAGCACCAACUAUGAAUCCUAACUUACCAUUUGGAAAUGUUAAUCCUCAACCUCCAAGAUUUGAAGAAAUCAUGUCUUCAUCCUCUUCCUCAACCUCAUCACCGUACACUAGUUCUAGCUCAUCUGGAGAAUUCCAAUCACCUCAACAAGCAUUUAUUCCCAUCAAUCCAACAAAUAAUACGCUUAAUGAUCCCUCUGUAUCAGAACUUCUUUCCCAAAUUUGUAACACUAUCAGUGUUCAAGCAUCUUCUAUGAGAAAUAAUUCAAUCCAAUCCCAACAACAUUCAUUUGAUGUAAAUAUGAUCAAUCAAACUCAUUUACCACCAUCCUUUGCUGAUAUUAAUCCACAACAUUUACAACAUAACUUUCUUCCAACCGUGACAAAUAUUCCACCAACUUAUGGCAGUGAAGUAUUCAUGCCAAGUGAAGAAUUGGAGCAAAUACUUGGAUCCUUUGAAAAUGAGGAACAAAGUUUCAAUGACUAUGAUUAA